Cynoglossus semilaevis (tongue sole) is the source of this 3019-nucleotide messenger RNA. It is a transcript of the gene gpr185b, whose product is annotated as G protein-coupled receptor 185 b. The record is from RefSeq and is a predicted model, not a curated record. Gene Ontology annotation, cellular component: membrane. The transcript has a single exon. Gene Ontology annotation, biological process: G protein-coupled receptor signaling pathway. The coding region runs from base 880 to 1956 and encodes 358 amino acids. NCBI's taxonomy places the organism in Eukaryota, Metazoa, Chordata, Actinopteri, Pleuronectiformes, Cynoglossidae. Gene Ontology annotation, molecular function: G protein-coupled receptor activity.
GGUGACCUUCUCUCAGCCAUUUGUAGUCAUUGACGGUGUGUUCAUGUGGACGUGCGCAGCAGCCUGACAGUAAUACAAUGUAUGUGUGUGUGUGUGUGUGUGUGUGUGUGCGUGUGUGUGUGUGUGUUCUGAUAGAGCAGUGAUUUCUCCCUGAAUAGAGCGUCAGGUCUUCUCGGCUCUUCAGCCUCCACAGUUCAGCUUCAGUUUGUUUUUUAUUGGUCGACAUUCUUUUCGGUUUCUGUGUGAAAUCCUGCUGUGUGUGAAACGUCAGUGAGCAUUUUCCUCAGCAGCUCUCAUUUCAUGACGUCACACCUCACCAUUUUUAGACGGGUUCUAAAAAUAGAAUUGACUGAUGUCGCUUCAGAAGACGAAGGAUCUAAUGUUGUCUUUUGGUUUUUUGGUUACAUUUUAAAAGGUUCCGUCUUAGAUGAUAAUUAUUGAUAUUCAUUUUCCUUCGGUUCCAUCUUCCAGAAAAUGAAAGCUGUUUAAAAAUUGAGCAUCAAUUUUCAUGUGCAUUUCUUUAUAUCGUUGAUUUUCAGCUCAUGCUCAUGUGCACGACUGGUUUUGUGAAUGAAUGAACGGCUUAACGUGUCUGUGCUGCCAAAACAAGCAGAAUCCUAGGACUUAUCUGUUCUUACUUCUCGCUUCCUUCUCUUUUUCUUCUGUCCCUUCAUUUCCUGAUUCAUCUUCUCUUUUCUUCCGCUAUCAUUUUUUUUAUAAAACAUGUCUUGACAUUGACCUUAACUCUGACAUGUUAAAAACACGUCGUUGGGCUUAUCUUCAUCAUCAUCUACAUGGUCUCCUCCACCUGCCACCUUUAGUCCACUCCCAUCAGUUUCUUCAUGCUGUGCUUUCUUCUUCUUCUCCUCCUCCUCAGCCAUGAUUCUCUCUCUGGCUACAGUGACAGCUUUCAUUAGCGGCAGCGAUAACAGCCUCAACUCCUCUUCCUCUCUGUUCCUCGACUCCUUCGCCUCCUCGACCUCCUGGAGCCUUGGAGAGGAACCCACCAACUUCUCUUUGGAGUCCAUUGUGCAGACGCUGGGCCCUGACGUCCAGGCAGACAGCGGCGCCAUCGCAGUCCAGGACCUCAGUCCCUGGGAUGUGGUUCUGUGCGUAACUGGGACACUGAUUUCCUGUGAAAAUGCGCUGGUGAUCGCUGUGCUGUUUUACACGCCAACGCUGCGAGCGCCCAUGUUCAUCCUGAUUGGAUCACUGGCAGUAGCAGAUCUCCUGGCCGGCCUGGCCCUCAUCCUGAACUUCAUCUUCACGUAUCUGGUGGACAACUCGGUGAAGUUCGUGACACUUUUGUCAGUUGGAUUACUGAUCUCAGCCUUUUCCGCCUCCGUCCUGAACAUCCUGGCCAUUACGGUGGAUCGGUACCUGUCACUUUACAACGCCCUGACGUACCACACUGAAAGGACGGUCACCUUCACUUACGUGAUGGUGGUCUUUAUCUGGUUGCUGUCCAUUGUUUUUGGCUUACUGCCAGCACUGGGCUGGAACUGUUUGAAAGACAAGUCUACGUGCAGCAUUUGUUGGCCGGUCGCGAAAAACAACGCGGUGGCCCUGGCCGUUAGUUUCCUCCUGGUCUUUGCACUCAUGAUGCAGCUCUACCUUCAGAUCUGUAAGAUCGCCUUUCGUCACGCACAGCAGAUUGCAGUGCAGCAGCAGUUUGUGGCCAUUUCCACCACCAAAGGGAUCUCCACGCUGACAGCCAUCCUGUUGGCCUUCGGGGUUUGCUGGCUGCCUUUUGCUAUGUACUCCAUAGUGGCGGACUCCACCUACCCCAUCAUGUACACGUACCUCACAGCCCUCGCAGCCACUUGCUCCUCUGUUAUCAACCCCAUCAUCUACGCUUUUCGGAACCCUGACAUCCAGAAGUCAUUGUGGAUGGCAUGUUGUGGGUGUGUCCCUUCAAACCUGUCCCUGAGGCCCAGAGCCUCCAGUGAUGUUUAACAGGGUUAGUUGUGCAGGGCAAAGUCAACAAACAACAGAGCUAAGCUGAUCUGGAAACCCGCUGCAAAAGAUCCUCCGAGCCCUGGUGUGUCACCAUGUUUGAGUGGUGAGAGUGGUGAGUGUGCGUGAGUGAGUUUCUAAAACUACGAAUUGAAGUCAUUUUUAAGUACAAUCUACGUCUUCACAGGUAUCUUUGAAACCAAGUAAUGCCAGGUGCAGGGGCUGAUGCAACGUGUCUUCUGAUAAGGUUUCAUUCAAACACAUGCAAGUCUUUGUGUGGAUAGAAGUAAAAUGGUUGUUUCAAGAAAUUGAGGAAAUAGUGUUAGAAAAAAAUAGCUCAUCACUAACAAAAGAAAUGACACCGUUAAAAUCUGUUUUUAGUUUUCUAGGUCACCCAUAAAACCCUCGGCUUCUUAAAGCAAAUAACUCUUGGUUCUUUUUCAACUGUCAGGAAUCAGGGCUGGAUUUAUGGUCAGGACGUGAAAUCUGCUCUGCUCUUUGGAAAAACAGUUCCUCUGUCAGUAUCUGAGCUGGGACACGAGCAGCAGAUUUCAGCACCAAGGACAGUGGCACUGCAGAGCUGGGAACAGGAAAGGGGCGGGGCUUUGGAAACUGGGCUACACUGUUCUAAAAACAGAGCUUCACUGAUUGGUGAUUAAUUUUUUUUUGUUUGAUACUGAAACUACACAAUCCCAAAGUGGGGCACUUUAAUCAUAAACUAUUAAUAAAACAAUAUUUAUUUACAGGUACUGAUUUUUCACUAAGCCCUAAACCAGACAUCAGUAUUUUAUUUUUAAAUGUUAAUUUUUUGGGAUUCAUAUAAUUAAAAAAAAUCCUCAAAUAUUUGCACUUAACUGUUUUUAAAUCACAAUUGAAAGGACGAGAGAUCCAUUUCAUAAAGUAUUAGUCUUUUAUGAUUUUCUGUUCAGUAGGGGGCGCCACAGUCGUCUGAGGUUCACUGAGCUUUAGUCUGCAGAGACUCAACAGAGUUUAUUUGAAAAGUUCCAGAUGAUGUGGCUGUUUGUUUCUGUGUUGAAGCUCAGGGAACUUCUCGACAACUUUG